This is a messenger RNA of Diprion similis, 1224 nucleotides long. RefSeq names its product metaxin-1. Gene Ontology annotation, cellular component: SAM complex. Bases 224 to 1183 code for a protein of 319 amino acids. The transcript is spliced from 5 exons. NCBI's taxonomy places the organism in Eukaryota, Metazoa, Arthropoda, Insecta, Hymenoptera, Diprionidae. Gene Ontology annotation, biological process: mitochondrion organization. The record is from RefSeq and is a predicted model, not a curated record.
AUGAGGUAAAUUAGUUUUGUAUUAUCAACUAGUUUACCCACCAGGGUGGGAUUUCGAACGUUCAAUCUCGAUAAAAGUGUGAAAUUUCUUUUUUUUCAAUACCCGCUUUGUCGGCGCUUGUCAUGUUUACAUAGGACGAUCACGUGCGAUUGGAAAACAUUUAUCACGCACUGGUAAUAUAUUUAUUUAAAUAUCAAUUUUUGGUGAUUUUUCGAAAUUCGAAAUGAAUGAGUCGUUUCAACUAGACGUCUGGAAAGGGGAUUGGGGCCUUCCUUCUGUCGAUCUUAACUGCUUAAACAUUUUGGUCUAUGCAAAAUUUAGUGGAGCACCUGUCAAGAUAAAUCCUACCAAUAAUCCAUUCCGGACGCCAAACGGUGUGCUACCUGUACUCCACUGUGGUAGUGAGACUUUAGACUCAGUGAAAGAUAUAACUGCAUUUUUUCGUAAAAAGAAUUACACAGCCGAUUUUAGUCUCACUCCGAAACAAUGCGCUGAGGUCGUCGCAUAUGAUACUAUGCUUAAGGAAAAAAUUUACCCAGCACUGCAAUAUGUAUGGUGGGUUGAUAUAAAGAAUUACAAUGAAUUCAUACAGCCAUGGUACGCCAAAGCACUACCUUUUCCUUUCAAUUUCUUCUACCCUGGUAAAUUUGAAAGACAAGCUAAGGAUAUGAUGGAGUCGCUGUACCCAACUGAAAGUGAAAUCAGUGCUAUAGAAAAUGCGGUAUAUUCUGAAGCACAGAAGUGCUUGACAUUGUUAUCGACCAGGCUGGGAGAAAGAGAGUAUUUCUUUGGCCCUCACCCUACGUCUCUGGAUGCAAUAAUCUACUCAUAUCUUGCACCUUUGUUAAAAGCUCCACUGCCAAAUCCUGCAUUGCAAAAUCACCUUAAAGCCUGUAUAAAUUUAGUCAAGUUUGUAACUCGUAUAUCUCAGAAAUACUUUCCGGACAUAUGUCAGGAAUAUGAAAGAAAAAAAACUGAAGAAAACGUUAGAAAACUACGAAGAGAUUCAGAGAACGAAUUUCCCCACAAGAAAAGAAACCAAUUCCUUGCUGGCAUUUUUGCUACUGUAGCCAUGGUCGGUUAUGCGUUAUCUACCGGCAUUGUUGAGGUAACAAGAAAUGAUGACCGGAUGUUGGAAGGGCCACCGGACUACAUGGUUGAAGAUCACGAUAGAGACGAGUAGUAUUUUGUUAAAAUGAAUUCUAACCUUCAGAAGUGAAAACA